Molecule: messenger RNA, 471 nt
Organism: Mitosporidium daphniae
Lineage: Eukaryota; Fungi; Microsporidia
Exons: 1
Coding region: 1-471 (156 amino acids)
Biological process (GO): translation
Cellular component (GO): mitochondrial large ribosomal subunit; ribosome
Molecular function (GO): structural constituent of ribosome; large ribosomal subunit rRNA binding
Source: RefSeq, a predicted model, not a curated record
AUGGCCAAGCCAGCGUCGGGAAGGGCCGCCGCCAGUCUCAACUCGGUGGUAAAGUUGGUCCUCAAUGCAGGGGGCGCAAGUGCGGCCCCGCCCGUGGGGCCGGCGCUCGGCCAGCGGGGCGUUAAGGCGAUCGAAUUUGCAAAGCAAUUCAAUGAGCAGUCAAAAAAAUACACGCCCGGAAUACCGCUGCAGACAAUCAUCGCCGUCAAGGCAGACAAAUCUUUCUCUUUCACCAUCCGGCCGCCAACAACAUCAUAUCUGCUGAAGAAGGCAUCGGGGCUUUUUGCAAUGAAUGUUGUCGGCUCGACUUCUCUUUUGGUUGGCCAGAUUUCUCCACAGCAGCUUUAUGAGAUUUCAAAGGUCAAGGCAACAGACCCCUCAUUUGCGGGCCUUCCGCUUGAACAUGUGUUUUCCAUGGUGACAAGCUGUGCCCGGGCCAUGGGGCUUGAAGUUGUCAAGUUCCAUUCGUAA